Molecule: messenger RNA, 3395 nt
Organism: Struthio camelus australis
Lineage: Eukaryota; Metazoa; Chordata; Aves; Struthioniformes; Struthionidae
Gene: LRTM2
Product: leucine rich repeats and transmembrane domains 2
Biological process (GO): axonogenesis; positive regulation of synapse assembly; regulation of presynapse assembly
Cellular component (GO): postsynaptic density membrane; GABA-ergic synapse; glutamatergic synapse
Molecular function (GO): protein binding
Source: RefSeq, a predicted model, not a curated record
CGCCAGAGAGACUGAAAGCAAGCAACUGCUUUUUCUCCCGCAUGGGUUGAGAGAAAUCAAAACCUUCCGAGCUCCUUCCGCCGGGUGUUUCGGAGCAGACCCUGCCUGCUCGGCGGGGUGAUUCCUUCGCAGUGUAUGUGCGCGUUCCUGUGCGUGCGCUGCUGCCACCGCAUAUGUACCCCCAGCUGCCACUUCACUGCGCUCAGUCGCUCCCUCUCCCGCCUCUCUCUCUCUCCCUCUAUUUAUUAUUUACAGAGGAUUACAGUCCCUUUCCCACGCUGCCAUCUAACCGUGCUGCUUCUCUGCCUGCUGCGCGGGGUGACCAGCUGGCUAGCAGGCAAGGAGACAAGGGCUCGUGCCAACUGGAGUCCAGCGAGAACACACUGGGCAACGGAGGGAGUUUCUGCAGGAUUUGCUUUGGGAAUUGCACGGGGUUCGCUGGAAGAGCUGGCUCAGAGGAGGGUCCAUCCGAGCCCGAGAACAGAUCUGACAGGCAGGCUGCAAGGUCAUUCCUCCACCCCCUGGGGCCGUGUGCCAGGCUGGCUGGUGGAUGUGAAGACACGCUGGAGAAGACAACAAUGCUGCCUAUGAGUGCUGGCCACCGGUGGAGGAGCAGCUUCCCCAUGAGGUGGCGAGAGGCUUGCCUGCUUGGCUGUUGGCUGUCACUAUGUGCUGCAGAGUCCUUCUUUGCUUGCCCUUCCUCCUGCAAGUGUAACAGUGGUAAUUUGGAAGUGGACUGCAGCGGCUUGGGCCUCUCUGCCAUCCCCUCAGACAUCCCCACAAACACCAGGACCUUCCUUUUUCUCAAUAACAAACUCAGCAUCCUGCCAGGACCAGUGUUUUCCAAUCUCUCUGCCCUACAGAGGUUGGACCUAUCCAACAACUUCUUGGACCAGCUCCCUCAGAACAUCUUCAGUGACCUGGGAAACCUCACGGAGCUCCAGCUGAGGAACAACAGCAUCAGGGCGUUGGACAAGGACCUGCUCCAGCACACGGCCCUGCUGCGCCAGCUGGACCUCUCCAUCAAUGGCCUGGCCCAGAUACCCUCGGGCAUCUUUGAUGACCUGCCUGCCCUCCGCUCCCUCUCUCUCAGGUCUAAUCGCCUGCAGAGCCUGGAUAGGGUGACCUUUGAACCUUUAACCAGCCUGCAGCAACUCCAAGUUGGGGAUAACCCCUGGGAAUGCGACUGCAAUCUCCGAGACUUCAAGCACUGGAUGGAGUGGUUUUCCUACCGAGGUGGGAAAAUCGACCAGCUGGCAUGUACUCUGCCCAAGGAGCUGAAAGGGAAGGAUAUGCGAAUGGUGCCCAUGGAGAUGUUUAACUACUGCUCACAGCUGGAUGACGAGAACAGCUCUACUGUGCUGGACAAUACCGGUCCACCCUGUACUAAAGGAAGCCCAACUCCUUCCAAAUCUAAAUCGGGCCCAGAACCAGAGGUGGAGCCCAGUGUAGGUUGCCCUCAGAAACAGCGAUACAGGCCUGUGAGCGUGCGCCGGGCUAUUGGCACUGUGAUCAUCGCUGGGGUGGUUUGUGGCAUUGUGUGCAUCAUGAUGGUGGUGGCAGCAGCUUACGGCUGCAUCUACGCAUCCCUCAUGGCCAAGUACCACCGGGAGCUGAAGAAGAGGCAGCCACUCAUGGGUGACACAGAGGGGGAACAUGAAGAGCAAAAACAAAUCUCUUCUGUGGCAUGAAACCCUUCUAGGAAGGCAAAGACAGCAAUGAACAAAGGUACCUGAGAGCUGCCAAGCGUGGGGUCCUCCUGAAAUACAUCUUCCCAGACAGACAGACAGACAGACAGACUGUGCUAUUGCUCCACUCACCCAAGUAGUGCAACAUGCUUCUGGGGGGUCAGGGCACCUGGCUCUAGUUUCUGUUCCUCUGCCCCAGGCCCCUUUUGUGACCUUCCACCCUUGGGCCCUUCCAGGCAAAUAAAGUAGAGUCAGACCUUGAGUGCUUGCUGUGCCUCAUGCCCUUGCACAGACCUUCCCUCAGUUGCCUGCUUUGGCAGCAGCUGGCAUCUUCUGGGAAGCCCUGUCAUCCCCUCAGCUUCAGGACUGAGUCCUCCUGUGUCCUGCCCAGAGCUCUCUGCAGAGAGAACAGCUCUGUGAAAGCUCAUAUGAGGAACAGGACACCAAGCAAGUGUCCAUGCCUCACUGUUAGGGUCACUGCUGUUGCGUGACAGCAACUUGCUCCUCACCUGACAAGUCAGUGUGGUCGAGGGCACAUUAGAAAGGAUGGAAAGUCCCUAGGAGAUGACCACUGUCUGAGGGAGAUUCUCCUUCUCACUUUUAGAGGUCUCCAACACUGCCUGGGAGCAAAAAGUCCCUCUUUUUGCUCCUGGCCAAGGACAAGUCUACAAGCUGACAUAUGCGUCAUCCUUUAUAGGCACCCAGAGACAGAGCCAUGCUCCUGUACACACAUACACACACACACACACACCCACACACACACAUUGACUCAUUCUGAUCCCAACACACAUACACAGACUCCCGCUCCAUACAUCCAGGCACCCCAUCUGUGCAUGGAGAACCACAUGUGCACAAACUGAUCUGCCCUGUGCAUGCAGCCAUGAACACAUUUAGCCACUCUAACUUGUUUUUAUUAUGAUAGUGCAUAGCACCUUCUGGUUCAGAGAAAAUUCAUGAACCCUGCCACUGAGGAGCUAACAAAAACAUCUUGGCCAUAGUGCAGAGCUAGUGGGAAGGAGCAGAAGAGGAUAGAGAAAGGCAAUUUUAUUAAGGUUAUAGCAUGAGUCAGCAAAGAUGAGUACAGAGCAUGACAAAAGGUGUGUUUUUGUUAUCUAUUUUAUGUUUUCUAUGAUAAAUGGAGAGGGUGAAUGAUACAAAGCCUCCAUCUGCAAGUGUUAGAAGGGCAGAGAGCAAAAGUGGGUCAUCAGGAAAGACAUAAAGGAGAACGUGGCUCACCAGCCUAAGUAGUGCAAGCCAUGCUGAGAGGUGGUGUGGCCUAAGGGGGAAGUGGGGGCGGAAGAAAACAAACAGCCUGAGAGAUGGCUGGCGUUGCUGGCAGAGGGGCAAGCAUGGUGCAUGGAGUAGGACAAUGUGGCUGGGGUGACUGCAGAAAGGGGGCACAAUUCUGGAGGGUCUUGAGGUGAGGGCAAAAAUCUGGACCACAGCGUGGCACAGGAAGGAGAGCCCACAUGACGUGGCACACAGCACGGCGCACAUACGCCCACCUCACAACCACUACUAUGUUCACCACCAUCCGCAGCUGCACAUGAGCGUGCCCAUACACGCAGCUGCACAUAUUGCCACUGUCAUGUAGGUUAAUUUUCCCCAAGCAGAUUUUAAAGCCCUCAGAUUGCAGUGCCUCAUAUUAGUCUCAGCUCUUUUCAACCUGACAGGAAAAAAAUAAAAGUGAGAGCGGAAAAAAAAAAA